ACUACUAUCUGAGCUUGCUCAACUCGGGUGUAGAGCUUCUGUCAAAAAGGCCCAAAUUUGCCAGCAAGAAGUAAUCUUCCUGGACUAUUCCCUUAGGGGCAGUAAACAAUGACUCACAGAGCCCAGAAAACAAACUGUUGUGCAGAUACCACCCCCAUCUAAUAAGAGGCAACUCAGAGAGUUUCUUGGAACUGCUGGCUUUUGCAUGUUAUGGAUACCUGGGUUUGCAACCUUAGCUGCUCCUUUAUACCUGUUGUUAAAGGGAAAUGCCCAAUUCCAAUGCAACCCUGAACACCAACAAGCUUUUGAUAACAUCAAAAGGGCGCUGCUAUCUGCUCCGGCCUUAGCACUCCCAGAUGUAGAAAAACCCUUUACUCUCUAUAUUGAGGAAAAGAAAGGAAUAGCACGAGGAGUGCUUACUCAAACUUUAGGACCUUGGAGAAGGCCUAUAGCCUACUUAUCUAAAAAGCUGGACCCAGGGGCUAGUGGAUGGCCCCAUUGCCUAAAAGCUAUAGCAGCGGCGGCCCUACUAAUCAAAGAUGCUGAUAAGUUAACGCUGGAGCAGAAGCUAACCGUUAUAGCCCCCCAUGCCCUAGAGAGCAUCAUCCACCAGCCACCAGAUAGAUGGCUAUCAAACUCUAGAAUAACACACUAUCAGAGCCUGUUGCUUGACAAGGACAGAAUAAUAUUGGGACCCCCUGCCGCACUUAACCCGGCCACACUACUACCUGAACAAUCAUCAGAACCCGUCACUCAUGACUGUCAACAUAUACUGGCAGAAGAAACCAGUAUACAAUGGGAUUUAAAGGAUCAGCCACUGCCCCACCCUGAGGUCAUAUGGUUCACUGAUGGCAGCAGCUUUCUCCAGGACGGUAAGCGGUGGGCUGGGGCAACAAUAGUUAGCAGAACUAAAGUCAUCUGGUCCUCUAGCCUCCCGGAGGGAACAUCGGCUCAAAAGGCAGAGCUGAUCGCCCUCACGAAGGUAUUAGAGCUAGUGGCAGGCAAAAAGGCCACCAUAUACACAGAUAGCCGCUAUGCCUUCGCUACUGCUCAUUUAUACGGGGCUAUCUACCAGCAAAGGGGACUAUUAACCUCGGCGGGAAAAGAAAUAAAGAACAGAGAUGAGAUCCUCCGCCUCCUCUCAGCAAUACAAAGCCCUAAAGAACUAGCUAUAGUGCACUGUCCAGGACACCAGAAAGGAAAUGAUCCCGUAGCGGUCGGGAAGAGGAGGGCGGAUAAAGAGGCUAAAUUGGCAGCUCUAAACAGAGUAACCAUGUUAACACUUUCCAUACGGGGGAAAUAUGAAUCAAGAGAUUUAACUACAUCAGAGCACCCCGACAAUUUAACAUCUGAGGACACUGACACUGAACUCCUUGAAAACACUGAACCCAACUUGCAAUUUCAGAAAGCCCUACACUACGUUAAGAAUGUACAUCAACUCACUCACCUUGGUUCAAAGAAACUGCAGGCAUUCCUAAAGGAUCAAGAACAGAGUUUUCCACUAACCGGCUCACAGCGAAAAAAAUUAGCUGAACGAGUAACAAAAGCCUGUCGGGUCUGUCAAUUGGUUAAUGCUUACCCUUCCAAGCUUCCUAUAGGAAGACACCUUCGAGGAACCAGACCAGGACAAUUCUGGGAAAUGGACUUUACUGAAAUUAAACCAUCAAGGUAUGGACUUAAAUAUCUCCUAAUCUUUGUAGAUACAUUUUCAGGAUGGAUUGAAGCCUUCCCCACAAAAAAAGAAAUGGCACAAAUGGUGGUCAAGAAGAUCCUGGAAGAUAUUUUUCCAAGAUACGGCCUGCCUAAGACUUAAAGCUCUUGAAAGAACCCAGCGAUACCUGUGGAAACAGCUGGCCACUGCCUACCAACCUGGGGAUGAAGGAACUCCACACCGAUAUCAAAUGGUGUAAGAGACUUCGUCUACAUAAGACGACAUCAGGUGUCAUCCCUAGAACCCCGCUGGAAAGGACCAUACCAGGUGCUACUGGACAAAUUAUGAUCUAUCUCACAUACAUCCCCCUUAGGGACCUGGUGGCCGUCUCUCCACCCAGACAUUUGUCAGCUGGCUUAGGUCUUUCCUAUUGGGUAUCCCUGAUGAAGAGGAUCCCACCAAAAUUCCAUUAAAUCCCUUCCGUACCAUAGAUAAUAGAAACAAACAUUAUGGAUGUAGGGACACGAGAGCCAGUUGUAGGUUGGCUAACCUAGAUUACUAUGUUUACCUGGCGGACUAUCAAAGCCACAAACAGUCAUGGCUGUGUGGGGGAAAAACCGACUACUUCUGUAAGUCAUAAGGAUGUGAACAUACAGGGGCUACCUGAUGGAACCCAAACCUCCUUCGGUUCUCAGACCAUUGCCCCCUUGCUGAAGUACAGGUACUGAGGUAUCUCUCCACCCAUUCACUCCUCUCUUCUCCUGUCAGUGCCCACACCGGGUCCCACCAGGUCCUCUUACCAGCUAACCCAAAGCUCAAACCAGCUGAGGAGAGCCCUCAGACCCCUAUCCAAGAUGUAAUGAAAAUGGCCUUUAAAGUUGCUUUGUCAUCACUGAAAACAGGUUACUAAAAAUUUAAAGUCCCUCACAGGCUUUUUGAGAUACUCACUCCAGUCUUUCCCUCUGCUCUACCUGUUCUACUGCUCAAGUUUUUGUUGCUAGGAAGAUCCCAAGCCCCUUUCCCAUUAUUCUUCUACAUCUCUCCUUCCUCAUUCUCAGAUCCACGGAGCUGCUCUCAGCACCGCCUUCCCUGUCCUCCCCCUCUAUACCAGGCCCACAGAAAAGUCUUGACUGACCUUCUCCAGAAGUCUUCACCAUGGCUGACUUUAGGACUUUCAGCAAAAGAGUCCCUAUAAAAGAGUUCAGUGU
Molecule: messenger RNA, 2859 nt
Organism: Ictidomys tridecemlineatus (thirteen-lined ground squirrel)
Lineage: Eukaryota; Metazoa; Chordata; Mammalia; Rodentia; Sciuridae
Source: RefSeq, a predicted model, not a curated record